AUGGCCGCCCUAAGCACCGACGAGAUCGUCCCUUCGCCCGAAAUAUCCCCUGUAAGCCCAGCCUCGUCCACAGGCCAAAUUCCUUUCGAUCAGCCACCAAAAAUCAAGGGCCGUCGAAAGUUGUUACAGAGUCUUGGCCGCCGUCAGUCUAGUCAGUCGUUGACCCGCCGUGGCCGAUCUGCAUCUACCGGUUAUCGCCGGGAUAAGAAGGGCUCCUUAUCGUGUGUCUCGUUAUCGUCUACAUACUCCCCAUGCGUAGGCAAUGGAAGUCCUGCGCAACUCUAUGGAGGUCUCCAUCCUCGACCGGCUACCCCGGGGUGCUCGGGUGCACCCGAUGAGGCUCAAGAAAUUAACAAUCGGAUUCGUCUGAUGGGUACUGAGCCACCCACGUCGCUGCCCCGUACGGUUCCUUUGCCUUCUGACAUGAGACCUGUCUCUCGCGGUUCCCCUCUCAGCAUUGGAGCGGAUACCGAUGAUGCUGCGGCUGCCGACUUGAUCACAGAGGUGGAUACGGAGCUGACCCUACCCGAUACUCAGCCGGCGAAGACUCUGAACUUCUGGGAAGACAUGCCUGGAGAACUGAAGAUGGAAAUCUUUCGAUACUUGACUCCUUGUGAGAUUGUCCGCUGCGCAGGGGUGUCGAAGAUGUGGAAUGAUAUGUGCUAUGAUGGCCAGUUAUGGGCCAAGGUUGACACGACUGAGUACUAUGACAAGAUCCCUAGCGAGGCCUUGGUCAAACUUAUUACAUCUGGUGGGGCCUUUGUGCGCGACCUCAAUCUCAGAGGCUGUGUUCAGCUACGCGACAAGUGGUCCUCGGAUGGAGAGCGCAUUUCUGAUCUGUGCCGCAAUGUCGUCAACUUCUCUCUUGAGGGCUGUCGCAUCGACAAGACGUCCAUUCACUACUUCCUGCUUCGAAACCCUCGCUUGGAAUACAUCAACGUGUCUGCUUUGUCCAGCGUCACUAACUCGGCAAUGAAGAUCAUUGCUCAGUCUUGUCCCCAGCUCGAGACGUUGAACAUCUCUUGGUGUAGCAAUGUCACUGCCCACGGUCUUCUCAAGGUGGUCAACUCUUGUCCACGGUUGAAGGAUCUUCGCGCCAGUGAGAUUCGGGGGUUUGCUAAUGAAGACUUUGCCCUGACUCUUUUUGAAAAGAAUACCUUGGAGCGGUUGAUAAUGAGCCGCACUGACCUCUCGGACGCGAGCUUAAAGAUCUUGAUGCAUGGCAUCGACCCGCCUCUGGAUGUACUGACCAACCGACCCAUUGUGCCACCUCGACGACUUCGACACUUGGAUGUGCAUCACUGUCCAGACAUCAGCGAUGACGGUUUGAAGAGCCUGGCCGGAAAUGUCCCGGAUCUGGAAGGACUGCAGUUGUCGCAGUGCUCGGAGUUGACUGAUGAAUCUAUCAUCGAGGUCAUUCGCACGACACUGCAUCUCUCCCAUCUGGAAAUCGAAGAUCUGGAUGGUUUGACAAACAACGUUCUCACUGAGCUCGCAAAAUCACCAUGUGCGCAGACUCUGGAACACCUCAAUGUCAGUUACUGUGAAAAUCUUGGCGACCCAGGAAUGCUGCAAGUCAUCAAGAGUUGCCCAAAGCUGCAGUCCAUCGAAAUGGACAACACACGUGUCUCCGAUCUAUCUCUUAUGGAGGCAAGCUACCGGGUGCGCAAGCGCGGCUACGGUGCCGAUGUUCCUAAGAUCGGUCUUCGGCUGGUCGUCUUUGACUGCGCUAAUGUGACCUGGGCGGGUGUCAAGGAAGUUCUUUCCAGCAAUUGCUUUAUUCCCCGCUCCCGUAAGCCGGCACCCACGAUUGUGACUGUCACUCAAGCAUCAGACGCCGACUCUCCAACGACAACGACUUAUGUCACGCCGGUGUCCACCCCUUCCCCCUCGCCCACCUACCCCAACCAGAUCAUUCAGCUCAAGUGCUUCUACGGAUGGCAGAUGACCGUUGACGAGCACACCAAGCGCGUCCUACGCGGUGAUUUGGCCUCCGCAAGCCGCCUUGACCGCAAAUGGGCCGACUACAUGAUGGCGAAUGAGGAAGCAGGCGCUGCUGGUGCGGGUGCUCGCCGCCGGCGACGCCGCGCUCGCGAGGCCGAGCGACUCUACAACGCCGAUGAAGACGACGAUGAUGAUACCUACGGCGCUGGUACUUUCUCUGCCCUUGGCGGUCGGCGUCGCCGUGCUCAAAGCGGCUGUGUUGUCAUGUAA
Molecule: messenger RNA, 2214 nt
Organism: Penicillium maclennaniae
Lineage: Eukaryota; Fungi; Ascomycota; Eurotiomycetes; Eurotiales; Aspergillaceae
Product: F-box domain protein
Exons: 1
Coding region: 1-2214 (737 amino acids)
Biological process (GO): SCF-dependent proteasomal ubiquitin-dependent protein catabolic process
Cellular component (GO): SCF ubiquitin ligase complex
Molecular function (GO): protein binding
Source: RefSeq, a predicted model, not a curated record